AUGGCCCUCUCUGUGUUCCUGAAUAUUCUCCAGGACAAGGACAUUGAAGAAUUCAGCUCCACUGCCCCAAAGCUGGCUGAGGCACUCCCGCCACUCUUUGAUAACGAUAAUACCCAUGUGCAGCUGCUCUCCAUUCACCUCUUCAGAGAGGUGAUGGAGUGGCUUGCAGAAGACGGAAGAAAGACCUUGAAUAUGCAGGUGCACCAGAGCCUGGUCCCCCUGUUCUUCCAUUUGCACGAGGAGAACCAGUGCGUGGCAGAGGCCUCUCGGGGUACACUGCUUUGUGCAGCAAGUUUCCUCAAGAGGAGGGAUCUCGAGCAGCUGCUCAGGAGACAGCAGCCAUUCAAGUUUGUCGAUUGCCUGAUGGACAAGGAUGCGAGCAGAAGGGCUGAACACCUGCGCCAGGCCGUGCCAUACCUGCAGAGCCGACAGCAGCCCCUGCGAGAGGCGGCCAUCCGGUUCAUGGGGGUCGCCGCCUGGCACAUGCAAGACCUGCAGCCCAUCAUGAAGGCCCUCGAAGUCAUGACUGAAGAUGACU
Empidonax traillii (willow flycatcher) is the source of this 538-nucleotide messenger RNA. RefSeq names its product maestro heat-like repeat family member 5. Lineage: Eukaryota; Metazoa; Chordata; Aves; Passeriformes; Tyrannidae. Gene Ontology annotation, cellular component: cytoplasm. The transcript is spliced from 6 exons. The annotation marks the transcript as partial. The record is from RefSeq and is a predicted model, not a curated record.